AAGACGUGAAGGAAGAGUUGUUACAAGGGCGGGAAAAGUUGAAGCAAAACGACGCCGACACGGCACGAUUUCGACGGGAGCGCAAUGAAGCUGUCAAUGAGCGAGACACUUUGCUCAACUCCGUUGAACGUAAAACAAUGGAAGUCCAGCGGUUGCAGGCCGAUGUUAUUGCUCUAGAACAGAAGUUGAAGGCCGCUAACGUAACCAAAUGCGAGGCAUUGGCUAAGCUGGAAGAAAUCCAAAGUAAGGAGUUCUCCCUGGAUUUCAAGGAGAAACGCAUGGACAAAGAGCUAGCAAUGCGGGAUAACCAUAUUAAAAAGUUAACGGACGAAUGGAACAGGGCGUUGCAGGACUUGCAAAAUGUUCGCCGUGAACAGAACUUCAAGUCUUUGACAACUGACGCCAAAUUGUCGGAGAAGACUGAAGAACUGAAAAUUGCUACUGCUCAGAUUGCGCAUCUCAGCGAACAGAACCAGGAGCUGAGCGCCAAGGCAGAGGAAUUGACAAAUCGAAUGCUGCAACAAAAUGAAGAAACACGUAAAAUGAUAGACCACUACCGGAAAGAACUGCAGUCUCAAACCAAGUUGUGUGAACUGUACCAAGAGGACUGUGAGGAUAACAAAAAACAAAGCGAAGAACUUAGCGCAGCCGUUUCCGAACUAAAGAAGCUGCUGAAUGAGGCCAGUGAUUCCUACGGUAAACUGGAAACUCAACAAAAAUCUCUAGUUCUCAAACACGAGAAAGAGUUAGAGAGUAAGGAUCAAAAUAUUCAACAGCUCAAAGACGAACUGAAGCAUGCCAACGAACUUAUUCAGUUGGCCAAGGAGGAAAGCUUACAGAAUGCCGUUGAAAAGUUGGCCCCAACAGCUGCUGCUACUAGUCGCAUGAUAAAAUCUGGUAUGACCUUGACUGAGCUGUACACGAUGUACGUCAAAACAGCUGAAGAUUUGCAGGUUGAGAAGAAGGAGAACAGCAAACUGCAGCUGCAAAUAAAGAACAUCGUACAGGAACUGGAAGAGCGUGCCCCAGAAUUAACGCGUCAACAGAACGAUUAUCAGAACAUUAAAGACGCCAACGAGGAAAUGAGCGCGCAGUUGAACAAGCUGAUCGAAGAAAAUGCCGAGAUACGCUCAGAGCUGGUGUCGAUGCAGGACAAAGUACGUUAUCUGGAUGGAGAAAACAAGAAAUACAAAUUGGAACGCAGUGAUCUUAGUCGGCAGAUUUGCCACCUGCUCAGAGAGAUUGAACAAAUGCGAGGCGGGUAUGCUUCGGAAGCUGAUCAAUCUAUUUCAGCGGAUAUGAGUGCUAACGAGGUGAUCACUAAGAAGUUGGUUACUUUCAACGACAUUCAAGAACUCCAGGAAAACAACGUGAAGUUGCUUUUGGUAGUGCGCGAUUUCAGUGCUAAGCUAGAAGAACUGGAGGUUGCACAAAAUGCUAUGAGUCAAGCAACGUUUGAAGCUAAAAUAGCGUCAUAUCAAAAGAGGCUUCAGGAAAUGCAAGAAACACAAGAGUAUCAAACUCAGAUGAUGCAGCAGUGUAUUCAACAGCGGGACCGUUACAAGAAAAUGUAUCACGAUGCCAUGCGUAGCUAUAGCGCUGUUGGAGGCAAAGCUAAUUUGGGUGCAAGUCUGAAUGGAUCUUUGACGGGAGAAAAUGCUGAUAUUGCUAUGGAUGAAGAAAUUCCUAGUGCAUCCACUGUGAGUGCAAUGUCCAGCGAAGCAGUUGCUGUAAAGGAUAAGAAGAUUGCGGAACUAGAAGUUAAAGUUAAAGAAAACCAACAACUGCUGGCUUCGUUGAAGGAAGAAUAUGAUAACUAUCGCAAAGAGAAAUUAACGAACGAUAAAAUGAUGAAUGAGCAGUUCGAUGCAAUGCGAACUGAAAUAAGAGAGCUUUCUUCCAAGAACGUCAAACUAGCAGCCACUGUUGAGUACAACAACGAACAGAUCAAGAUCCAACAAAAGAAUGUGGCUACUUAUAAGAAACAAAUAGCUACUCUUGAAGAAAGGAACAAAAACUACGAGGCAACAAUCUCUAAACAGGAAGCAAACAUCAUGUAUCUCAAGGACGAAACUAUGAGUGCACAAUCUAAAUUGGCCAGGGCUGAAGUGCAGGUCGAAAGUUUGAAACAUGAAUGCCGUAUCUUGAAGGACGGCGAAUCUCGUCUGCAAACUGAGCGCGAAAUUCUCAAUCGUGAACGCCAAAAUCAGAACUUGUUGUUGAACAAUCUUGAAAUGAUUAAGGUGACCAUGGAGCGUUCUGAGGCGGAAGGCCGUAUUCGAUUAGAAACUCGCCUGGAUGAAACUUCUCGUGAAUGUUCCGCUCUGCGACGCCGUUUACAGGAAGAACAAGAUCGGUUUAGAGAGCUGACAUCACAUUUAGAACGUCAAAUGCAGACAGCCAAACAACGCAUGGAGGAAGAGAUAGUUGUAGCCGAAACUGUUCAAGCUGAGCUGAAAAAUGCACGCGAUGAACUAGAGAUCAAGUCGCGUAAAAUCGAUGACCUCAGCCGGAAAUUGCAGGAUACACUGUCGCCAAAUGAUGAAGACAACCCUGUAACACAGGCGAAUAAGAAGAUCCGUGAACUCGAGCAGAGGAUCAAAGAAAAUGACAUCGAAAUUGAAUCACUCAGAAAGGAAUUGGCUACAACAAAGGAACACGUUAAGCAGUACUGCAAUAUGUCUGAAUCAUCGGAGAAAGAAUUGAAAGAUCUUAACGAACUUUACACAACCUAUAAGAACCAGAGCGAAGUGGAAAUUACUGCCCUCAAGAAAAGCGAAGCAGAGCUAAAGGCACAGGUCGAAGAGUUGAAGACGGACAUUUCCCUUAAGAAGACAGGCGAACAAUUGACAACAUCAACCGAUACAGAAUCGGAACUGCACAAGGCAAAGGUCGAGUUGAAGGAAGCCCUCGAGAAAAUCAGCGAAAAUAAUAAAGAUUUGCGAGAAUGGCGCGAGAAGAGCACCUCACUCCAAGAACAGCUGCAGGUGGCCGAACAGAAGUAUGCUAACGAAAUGGUUCAGCAUUCAGCCGACAUACAACAGCUCACCAGUUUGAAGGAUGAUGUACAGAAAACGCAACUGAAGUUCGAGGAGCUGAAACAGGCUCGUGAUCAAGCUGUUGAUCGUUUGAAUGCUAGCGAGGACAGCUGGAAGAAACGAGAGGAGAUGAUGCGAAAACAGAGUGACGAGCUUGAAGAGCGGUUGACUGAUUUGAAUGCCCAGAACGCUGCCUUGCAUGAUCAGAUACAAAGUUUGAGCACGAAACUUUCCAUAACGGCGGCACAAGCACUGGAACAGAAAAAGGAUGAUGAAUCAAUGCACGACGAGAGCACUGCCGGCCCAGAGGAUACAUCCCUGUUGAACCGAUCUAUCACGGAUGAAGAGAAACGGUCGGUUGAUCAACUGCUGCAGAUUAUCAAAUUCUUACGUAAAGAGAAGGAUAUUGCAGUAGCCAAGUUUGAUAUCCUGCGAUCGGAGAAUGUACGCGUUCAGUCGGAGCUUUCGAUGUUCCAGAAAAAAUUAGAUGAAGCUACAGCUGAACUGACAGCCGAGAGAGAAAAAUCGGAAACAGGCCUAGUUACGGCUGCCAAACAUGAAGAAAUUUUGAGAAAGCUCGAAACAUUCAAUGCAAUUACCGAUAGCAACCGAGUUUUACGGGAAGAACGCGAUGGUUUGAAUAAGAAAAUAAAAGAAUUAUCGGAGCGUUUGUUGAAGGCAGAAGAUGAGCUGUUCCCACUCGGUGACAAAGUACGUGAGCUAACAGUGAAGAUUGAAUCUGCAACGAAUGAAAAUCAAACCUUACGUAUGGAAGCUACCCGAUGGAGGCAGCGAGCUAAUUUGUUGAUUGAGCGAUCCAACAAAACUAGCCCGGAAGAUUGGAAGCGUCUGCAAACCGAAAGAGAGAAUUUGGCAAAGAUGCUAACCAACGAAAAGGAAUUGUUGAAGAAAACUAGUGAAGAAUUGAAUGCUGUUAAGACGGAAAAAGGAAAACUGGAGUCGGAGGUAUCAAAUUUGACUAAACAGUUGAAUAGCUCGUCUGAUCAAAACAAGAAAUAUGCAGAGGAAUUAGAUGUACUGCGUCAAGCGGGAGCAAAAAUGACCAAGGAGAUUGGUGAAGUUAAGGCAGCAUUGACCAAGCGAGAAGAAGAGCUUAAAACAAUGACGGACGAGAUGAACAGCAAGGAAGAGCAAUUGAACGAUGCUAAAAACAAGGAAACGCAAAUCAGGAAGAUUGCUAAGAGGUAUAAGGACUCGUACAUUGAAUUGAAGAAGCAAGUAGAUGAACAGGAGGGCAAAACGGCAGGCGAAGGAGGAGAAGCUGGCGAAGGAAGCAGUGGUACGGAUCAGCAAGAUAAACCUGCUGAAAACAACGUAUCUGAACUGAAAUCGCAAAUCACUUCAUCGCAGGAAGAGAUUGAUAACUUGAAGAAGGAGUUGGACACGAUGAAGACUAAAUUAGAGAAGUCAGAUCGCAAUCAAGAACUAAUGAAAGAUGCCAAGCAGAGGAUAAUUAGCUUAACCGAACAGAAGAACAACUUGACAAAAGAAUUGACCAACGCUAAAGCUCAAAUGCAGUCUCUGGAGCAUGUACGUGAUGAAAAUGAAUUGCUCAAAUCACAGUUUGAAGGAAGAAUAUCUCGUAUAAAUAAGGAGAAUGCCGACCAAGAUAAAGAAAAGGUCGAAAUGAUUGCCCGAUUGACCCGUGAAAACGAACAGUUGAAUAUUCGUGUUACUCAAUUGACGCGUCAGUUGGGACUUCAACAGGCAACUAAACCGUCAACGAGUGCUUCAGGAUCAUCGGAGAAAACUUCUACCGAAAGUCCGCGUACUGCCAACGUUAAGCCUAUUCCAGGUCCAAGUGCUCAACAGUCUGCUACAGUUACUCCGCGAAGAGCUAGUGAAACUCCUCUGGCUAGCAUUCGACCAAUGUCAGUUCAAGCAAGUAGCCGCACGGCAGCAGUUUUACCAACCAGUCAAUCCUCGAAUAAUGUAGCCAUCGUUCAGGGUUCUUCUUCGAGCUCCGGAACGGGUAGUGUGACUGCUUUAGUUCCACCGCAGCAACAAGUGCAUACGACUGGUGGCAGCAAUAACAGCUCCAAUGAGUCGAUGUCUUCUUCACCGACAAGCUCGCACACCGAUUACAUGCCGGCCACUAGCUCAGCGAAUGUUGCAGUAGCAGCCGUACCACCCAUGGGCACUGCCUCAACGGCGUCUUCAAGCGCCGAAAGUAGUUCGCAACAGGAGAACGAAAGCAUUCCAGCUCAACAGCAAAACGAACCGGGCCCGUCACAGAUCCACGUUUCCGGUGGUCAAUCGUCUCAAACCGUGGCCAUGGUUUCGCCGCACAUCGAAGGCAUACCUCAAAACAGUAACGUUGUAGCCCCGUCCGUUCAAUCGUCUCCUCAGGUACAGCAGCCUCCGGCACAAGAACAGCAAAACCCUUCUCCGAGCACUAGCGGAACAUCCUCGAAUGCCCAAUCUAUUUCCUUGAGCAGUCACCAUCAAGCUUCGACAUCCAGUAACACCGUGACGACAAGUCAAGGUGCUGCCGGUCACAAGCGGCCUCGUGAUAUUGAAGGUGAUAGUUCCACGGACAACGUCGAGCAACCUAGCGAAAAGUCUGCUCCAGUCAACAAACGUACCCGGAUGCAAGGUGGCGAGACAUUUCAGGGAGUGAGUGAAUCUGGUUUAGAAGUUGAGUAUCAGGUCCCUACGUCAUCGCAGCGAGACCAAGAGGAUGACAUAAUAGUGGUUGAUUCUGAGGAAGAUGACGAAGGAAUGGCCGAUGAAGGUACAGCCGAUGAGGGCACAGCGGAGGCUGAUGAUGGUCCGUUCGAGGGAUAUGAAGCUGAAGAAGCGUAUGAGCAGGAUGAACCUGAAAUGGCGGGUAACUACGAUGAAGGCGAGGGACCAGAUAUUGACGAAGAUAACGUCCAAUCAGCCAAUAACGAAGUUGAGGUAGAUGACGAUAACGAAGUCCCUAACCAGUCGGGCACCUCGUCAACUUCGAAAUCCCAAGUUGCUCCGGAUGCUGAAUCAUCGAGUACGAUGGUUGGACAAAGUAGCAGUGCAGGGCCCUCGACUUCCACCACAGAUGGCCCAGCUACCAGUGAAAGUAGCAGUGCAGCUCAGCAAUCUUCAAACGAAGUGCAACAAAUUCAGAGCAUCAGCAGUGGUAGCGGAGAACCGUCUUCCGGGCCAACAACAUCCUCUUCUACGGCAUCUACAUCUGCCAAUGCUGCUUCGACGGCAUCCUCAUCGUCGACCUCUUCAUCAGCAGCAACUGCUACCGCAUCCCCAGCCCCUUCCCAGAGUCGUCGUCAGGUAAAUCCAAUCGCUCGGCAGCAACAGCAGCAGUUGAUGCUUAUGCAACAAAAUUAUGAAGAAAGCGCGGACGAUCGAAUCGUUCCUAGCACACCGACGUUGUACGUUACCCGACGCAACGAUGGGACAUAAACAAUUCAGCGACAGUGCUACGACACAGUAGACGUUAGCCAGCGUAGCUACGUUGCAGGUGAUCAUCUUGUUCCAGCAUAACCGCACAUACAGACAAGAGUAUAUUCUCAUCCUUCCCAGCAGUAGAACUUUCUAGUGUACGGGAGCUAUUUUUAUUCGUAAUCGUAAAAGCUACGGUUAACAGAGCUACCUACCAGGUUUCUUUAGCCUUGUAGUUCUUGUCAGUAGUAAUGAACCUAUCCCAGCGGCAGGUAAAUACCAACCAACUUCCUCAAAAGUGACGAUCAAUAGUACAGGCAAACCUUAUAUGUGUUACGUGUUUAUUUUUCGAAUAGAUAUGAAAUUAUUUAGCUACUUAAAACUCGCAGAAAGAUACACAACAACAACAAAAAGUCUUGGUGAACAUGGUUUGAUAAUAUUAUAAUUCGGUAAUCUUCAGUUCGUAAAAUGUUCUAGAUUUCUACUCAGUACUUUAAAUUGUCAUAGUUUGAUCGUUCGUUUUGUACCGGGCCGCUCUUAUAGUAAACAUGUUUUAAAUGGCCGUCAGUGUGUAACAACAAAAUUAAAAAUAGAAUGUGUCGACCGUAGAGUGAAAAAUAAAAAAAAAAACGAUAAAACCUUGGACUGAUAAAAUAAAAGCGAGAGAAGGAAUCUAUUAGAUAUAUCCUGCAUAGAAA
Messenger RNA from Uranotaenia lowii, 7135 nucleotides. RefSeq names its product nucleoprotein TPR (gene Mgtor). Gene Ontology annotation, molecular function: structural constituent of nuclear pore. The coding region runs from base 138 to 6458 and encodes 2106 amino acids. Gene Ontology annotation, cellular component: nuclear pore. The transcript is spliced from 5 exons. The record is from RefSeq and is a predicted model, not a curated record. Gene Ontology annotation, biological process: mRNA export from nucleus; protein import into nucleus. Lineage: Eukaryota; Metazoa; Arthropoda; Insecta; Diptera; Culicidae.